CAUCGGUUCGGACUGGGACAAGCACUGAGCAGAGAGGAAGUUCCACACGCGCAAGCUGCUGUGCGAUUAUUGUUGACAUUUUGCCAUACAGAAUUGCCAUAAUACGUAGCUACGUUUUUGGACCAUGCGCUCAAAGAACAAAACACUGGAAUGUCUGUGCUAUUAGUAGGCUUUUUAAUUAACCAAGGAUCAAAUCCGCCAGUUGCACCGGUGCUCCGUCACUCGGUAUGAAAGAUGCUGCUCUCCCUGGGAAUGCUGAUGCUGUCUGCCACCCAGAUAUACACCAUCUUCACCGUGCAGCUCUUUGCAUUCCUCAACUUGCUGCCUGUGGAGGCUGACAUCUCUGCGUACUCAUUUGACAACAAAACAGAGACCUUUGAUGACCUGCCAGCAAGGUUUGGAUACAGGCUACCCAGCGAGGGACUGAAGGGCUUCCUGAUCGGUGCCAGGCCGGAGAACGCCUGUGAGCCCAUCGACCCACCGCCCCUCCGGGACAACGUGACGAGCACCUUCAUCGUGCUCAUAAAGCGCUUCGACUGCAACUUUGACAUCAAGGUUCUGAAUGCCCAGAAGGCUGGCUACAAGGCUGCGAUUGUUCACAAUGUGGACUCUGAUGACUUAAUCAGCAUGGGAUCCAAUGACUUGGAUGUUUUGAAGCAGAUAGACAUUCCAUCUGUGUUUGUGGGUGAAGAUACGGCCAAUUCCCUCAAGGAAGACUACACAUAUGACAAAGGUGGUCAUGUGAUGCUGAUGCCAGACUUCAGCCUGCCUCUAGAAUACUAUCUGAUCCCGUUUCUCAUCAUUGUAGGAAUCUGUCUUAUUCUCAUCGUUGUUUUUAUGAUCACCAAGUGUGUACAGGACAGACACAGGGCCAGAAGGAGUCGGCUACGCAAAGACCAGCUGAAGAAGCUCCCCAUCCAUAAGUUUAAGAAAGGUGACUCCUACGACGUGUGUGCCAUUUGUCUGGAUGAAUAUGAAGAGGGAGACAAACUGCGGGUCCUGCCCUGUUCUCAUGCGUACCACUGUAAGUGCGUGGACCCGUGGCUGACGAAGACCAAGAAGACGUGCCCGGUUUGCAAGCAAAGGGUGGUGCCCUCUCAGGGUGACUCCGAUACGGACACGGACGACAGUAGCCACGAGGACGAGGAUGACGCGUCCGAGAACACGCCUCUGCUCCGCUCGCUGGCCUCCACCAGCGCCCACUCCUUCGGCACCAUGUCCGGCUCGCUGUCCCACCACGAGCGGGACCCGGAGUCCUCCGACUACGAGGACGAGGACGACAUGGAGACCGACAGCGAGAGCGAGGAGGCUUCCGUGGAGACUGUGGUGGUACAGCUGCAGCAGAGCUGCCCCAGGGAUGGGGACCCCGACGCCUGAGCCUCCGCGAUUGUGGUGAAGCGGGGUUUCCAGGCGACUUCAUUUUGUUUUCCUGUUGCGACGUGUAUCACUGCACUUGUACAUAUCACAACCUGACGCAGCAGAUUCUGUGUAACCAGUAACAGGCAUUCCAGUGUGUUUAAUUGUCUUUGAAGUGCCAAAGACACUGGUUUCAUGUGUACAGUCUGACAGGUGACAAUACAGAUGGACUGUGCCAAGAGGGAUGUACUUAGCCAAGCUGAUCGGGCACGGCACCCCAUGAGUGUACCCUAUUCACUGUGAAGGCGGGAGGGUCAGUGCUGAGAUGAAAAUAUGCUUGUAAUUUGUAAAGGAAUGGAACAUGUAUAUAAGAUGUACAAGUCACAAUAUAUCAGGUCCUCAAAAAGUUAUACUUUGUAGCCAUCUGCAUCUGUACACUGCAUCAAGACAGGUGAAGGUGCACAUGUCCUUGAGGUGGUGUAUUACUGUAUAUAUACUUAAGUCUUAAUCAGAUGCUGUGCGGCUUUUUGCGAACUUUACAAAGUGAUCUUACCUUUAAAUGUGGAGAAAUUAGGGAUAGGUUGUACAGAAAGUUUACGUGAUCUUGUUCAUGUAUGAAAAGAAAAUUGAUUUGACCUCUGGGAAAUAUCAAGCUGAAAUGAAGGAAUUGGCGGUUUUGUUAUUGGUGACUUGGCAGAACGGUGAAUGAGUUGUGUGGCUCAGUAGCUUGAAUUUUGAUUUACCUGUUUGGCACACAUCUUUAAUGCUUAAACUAAAUCACCUUCCUGAGAUUCACAACAAAUGCCUCACCGUGUGUAUUUAGUUUGUGUAUUACAUUUUAAUAAUGUACUUUCAGUGAUUUUUUUUAUUUUAAACAUGACUUGUACUGUUAAUGUUGGUCAGGUCUUGUUACCUUCCUUUGAAGUAAUUUCAUCCAUCUUGUAUUUUUACGCACACCUGUCUACAUUCAAAUUAAAUUUCAUUUUCAAUUCCAUAGACAA
Molecule: messenger RNA, 2357 nt
Organism: Conger conger (European conger)
Lineage: Eukaryota; Metazoa; Chordata; Actinopteri; Anguilliformes; Congridae
Gene: rnf13
Product: ring finger protein 13
Exons: 10
Coding region: 235-1377 (380 amino acids)
Biological process (GO): ubiquitin-dependent protein catabolic process; protein ubiquitination; positive regulation of DNA-templated transcription
Cellular component (GO): nucleoplasm; cytoplasm
Molecular function (GO): ubiquitin protein ligase activity
Source: RefSeq, a predicted model, not a curated record